AUGGACUUGCAUCGCAAGAACCGCCGGGAGCAACUGAAAUCCAUCAUAGACUUUGCCGAGUCGCUGCACGUCGAAACCAUCGAGAGCAAUAAUUGCGGUGAUACCGCUCAAAGCAAGCCUGACGCGCUCCGUCAUUAUAUCAAUACUGCUUUGCAAAUAACACAAGUGCCUGACCCAGCAGUCAGGGCAGAACUGGAUGCUGUGGGAACGAGGCUAUGGAAUUCGUGUACUAGAUCUAUGAGGAAAGAGGGAUUGAACGAGGGAAUUAUCAAGUGGCUAAGCCGAGGUUCGUGA
This is a messenger RNA of Uncinocarpus reesii 1704, 294 nucleotides long. RefSeq lists its product as uncharacterized. The record is from RefSeq and is a predicted model, not a curated record. NCBI's taxonomy places the organism in Eukaryota, Fungi, Ascomycota, Eurotiomycetes, Onygenales, Onygenaceae. The transcript has 2 exons. The coding region runs from base 1 to 294 and encodes 97 amino acids.